Messenger RNA from Carassius gibelio (silver crucian carp), 4490 nucleotides. RefSeq names its product rho-related GTP-binding protein RhoH. Gene Ontology annotation, biological process: small GTPase-mediated signal transduction. Lineage: Eukaryota; Metazoa; Chordata; Actinopteri; Cypriniformes; Cyprinidae. Gene Ontology annotation, molecular function: GTPase activity; GTP binding. The record is from RefSeq and is a predicted model, not a curated record. The transcript has 2 exons. Bases 603 to 1190 code for a protein of 195 amino acids.
UUACAGAGAAAAGAGCCCAGCCUCGCAUUUCACUUCCCUCUACUAGAGGAUGCAACAUAUAUGCUCUGUCUGUGAAGGCACAUAUUUUCUCUCUGUGUUUGAGUAUUUGAGUUUCCUGAGUUAAACAGUUUAACUUCGGAGAAAUAUGCAGCUUUCGUUCUGAUCUUUUCAUAAUGCUUAAUUAGAUUACACGAAAUAACAUGCUAAAUUGAGUUGAUUUACAUCAACUUGUAAAUCUCACAGUUGAAGAGUUCAAAGAGCAGGAGUCAGAGAGAGUACAACGGUCAAAUGAAAGACACGCCUGGGGGACUUCUCACUUCUGGAUUUAUGUCUUAAAUAUCUCUAAGGGUACAUAAUGACCUCAGUUCCAAAACCUUCACGGGAAUCCAGAGCCGAGGAGUAAAUCACCACGUCCCAAGACGAAGAUCGUGAAGAAGACUUCAGAAUGCUGUUGAACGUGCAGGGUUUUUGCUCUUAGUCCUCAUAGUUCUGCAGACUUGAAAUUACAACGAUGAUUUCCUCUUCAGUCAGACACCGCUAAUAUAUUUUUGUAGAAGCAUUAGACUGUACUUUACAAUAACUACAACACCAGAGAAGGAAGGAUGAAUGGGUUGGCAGAGACCUCAGUGAAAUGCGUACUGGUCGGGGACUGUGCAGUGGGUAAAACUGCUCUUCUUGUACGAUUCACUUCUGAAACUUUCCCAGACAGCUACAGACCGACUGUCUAUGAAAACACGGGCGUUGAUGUUUUCAUGGAUGGAAUCCAGAUCAGCUUGGGACUGUGGGAUACAGCAGGACAUGAUACAUUCCGCCAAAUCCGGCCCAUGUCCUAUCAGCAGGCCGAUGUGGUUUUGCUAUGUUAUUCGGUGGCAAAUCCAAAUUCGUUACAUAAUUUGCGUUAUAAAUGGAUCGCUGAAGUGAGGGAAUUUCUUCCAAAAGUACCUGUGCUGGUUGUAGCCACACAGACAGACCAUCGUGAGAUGGGACCGUAUCGUACUAACUGCACAACAGCCUCCGAUGGCAAACAGGUGGCACAGGAGAUCCGUGCCAAGGGAUACCUGGAAUGCUCGGCUCUCAGCAAUCGUGGUGUGCAACAGGUUUUUGAGUGUGCCGUUCGAACGGCUGUUAAUCAGGCACGGAGACGGACAAGGCGGAGACUGAUGGACCUUAACCCCUGUAAAAUCUCCUGAUGAUUUCAAUAGAGGGAUGUUGUUUAAUUCUCAUCACUAAGACAAUAUUGUUUCUCACACACAAAACCAAGUAUCUGAAGCCUCAACAAAGACCGAUGUCUAAAUACGGUUUACUUAAAAUACUUGUUUGAUUUUGAGUCAGGUUCUGAAAUCUGACCAUACGUUAGACACAUUACAGACGUGAACAGCUAUUUAUUCAGUCCCAUUUUAUAUUAGUUGGCCUUAACUACUAUGUACUUACAUUUAAAUGAAUCAGUUGAUAAGAUGCACUUACUGUGUACAUAAAUAUGUCGUAUUUACAUUUUGAAAAAGGCCUGCAUGUAAUUAAAUUUGUAAUUAAUUUCUGUAUAAUUAUACUGUUGACCUGUCCCUUACACCUUAACCCACCCUUAAACCUACCCAUACCACCCAACCUGUCCCUAACCGUAACCGUAUCCCACCUCGAUAACAGCAAAAGUGUGAACACAAUAAGGACAUAUACAUAUUUUAUAUAAAGUGGGACUGUUUAUUCAUUAAACAGCUGUGCCCUUGUUAAUUUUAUUAAUAUAAAAUUAUCAAUCACAGGAUUUUACAAGUUAAACAUAUAUUUUAAAAGAUGUGCAUCUUUUAUUACACUGCUACAUGUGUUGCAAAAUGUACAUUUUUAGAUUGUAGUUCUUCAAGUUCAGUUAUGAAUUUAAUUCUUGUGAAUCGAAACUGCUGGUUCCUCUCCUACACUUGUGAUCAUGUAAAAUCAUAAUGUCACACUGAGAUCUCCUUCUGUAAUCUUAAUUUUAGAUGGCGAUUAAAUCACUUUAAUUAUGUAUUUCUGAUUUGCUGACAAUGCUUUUUUUUGGUGAAAUGUUGUUUAUGGAGCUAAAUACUGGAAUGGGGAUUUCAGUGUCGAAAUUCUUAUUCAUAAAAGAUUGAUUUUAUAGUCUUUAUUAAGUCAAUUAAAUAAGUAGUUAUGUUAAUAAAAAAGAGUUUAGCUGUUACUUUGCUAAAGUAUCUGUGUGGUUUGUCAUGCACAGCGAACCCAUGGAAAAUGCGUUUACAUGAUUUCUGACUAAAAAUGAACUUAAGGCAUGUGUUUAUCAUAAAUAAAAAUGAUUUUGAAAAGGUGGUUUACAAACUUAUUAAUGCCAAGAAUUUUACUAUAUGAGAAAAAAAUAGAUAUUAAAAACUGUGAUUUAAAAUGUUAAUAAUAAAUGAUUAUAAAUAAAUUAUAUUAUCUGGAAAAUAUUAAAAUAUUAUUGUUCAAAAUGUUUAUUAAUGAGUUAAAUUUAAUUGUAUAGGAUUGAUUUAUUUAUUUAACCUGUUAAAUGUCACCCCGUCCCGUAUACGGGACGCCUACGUUGACUAUACUAUAUUACAAUCAAAUCUAAUCAAAUCUUGACAAACUAUAUAUCGUUGGAAAGGUCUAAGACUCCCAAAUAUAUAAUUUAUGACAAGAGUGCACCCUCAGAAAUCUACAUUACAAAAGGAGCUUUGACCUUUGUUUAAAAAAAAGACUUCCUCGUUGCCUUUUUCUCUAUCACAUUUUAGAAAUCAUCAGAAGUUAUAUAUCACUUGAAAACAUAAAAUCUCAAAAUUCAUCCUUCAAAACCCAUUUUAAAAUCAGACAUUGCAUGACCAUGUAAAUGGUACAUCAAAAUCAUGUUACAAAAUGUUUUCAGACAUGAAUGAAAAAAAUUUAGGUUUGUAUCAUGCACAUUCAUGUCUAUCUUCAAAAACGUGAGUGACAGUUAACAGGUUAAAAAUUCUUUUUUUUUUUACCGUAAACUGCAAAGUUUUUUUCUGUUGUUGUUUUUUUUUCUUUUUUACACUUAAUUCCGCUGAAAUUUUCUGCGGCCCACAUAGCCCCUUCUGGAGGCCCCUAGGGGGUCCCCAUACCUCAUUUGAAUACACCUUGCUAAAAACAGUUUUACUAGAAAUUAUUCCAUGUUAUUCGAUCUGAGAAACCACAAUACAUUUUUGAAGAUACCUUAUACAUAGACUUGUCUUUUUAAAAUCUUUUAAAACUGGUGAAUUGGACCUCCAUUAUAAAUUAGUUACUGACAUCAUAAACAUUAAUGACAAAAUAUCUGCACAGAAAAAUAACCAAGCUGUUUCUUACCUCAUUUGAUGUAAAAACGUUCUGUUUAAAUAUAUCAGUAUACGGCAUGUUACAAAUAAAUCAUGAUAACAUUUGUGAAUAAUCGCUUCUGUGUCUAUGCAAUAAACAUUUGAAUCUGAGAUGUUUUACUCUUGAUAUAAUCACUCUGCAAGCCACGGGUUAAGCGUUUUUUUCUCACCAAAUAUAAUAUGUAAUACUUUAUACGUAAUGUCUUCUCCAUUAAGACUCUACAUACCUGUACAUGCAGGACAAAAAGCGAGUAUGUUAUUUCUAGCCGUUCUGAAACAUUCUGUAUUCUGAGGUUCCAGGUUUGGUUGUCAGUUAUGUUGUGUGCUAGUGACUGGUUAGAAUGAACACGAAGAUAACGGAGACAGAGUUCACAUUGUUCGAGCUGAUCUCUACUUAAGCUUCAACACCACUGUACAAUACUGUACAGACCUUCUUGAUUAUGAUUAUAUAUUUUACAUCAGAUGUUUUUAGAUGUGCAGUGUAUCACAGCAGACUGACAAUUUGCUUGUCCAGCAAACUGACAGAGCCUUGUUUGUGAACAAUAUAAAACUACUUAUGUGAAUAAGGAUCGAUACAUAGAAGAUAUUUUAGGAAAAUGCACAUAAUACAUUUAUUUAUAAUAUUCCCAUGCAGUCUCUGACAUUUUGAGACUUUGUGCUAUAUUACUAGACAGCAGAAUGUUUUAUAAAAUUGUUAUCAAAAUAACACACAGGCAAAAUGUAAAAACAAAGGAGAUGCAUGCUACUACUCGCACUACAUAAAAGGAAGAGUCGGCAGAGGAGAAAAAAGAGACAGAGCAACAGAAAGAAGGAGUAUAUGUUAUGUGGUUUAUGGAGACGAAGUGAUGUAGGCCGGUGCUUUUGGAGAACUAAAGAGUUUAGACCCUGAAACCACAUCCCAGCAGGAGAACGUCUCUCUCUGAACUCACUGAAACCACGCUGUGCUUCGUGGCUCCCUAGAAAAAUGUUAGAACUGCAGAGUGAAAUGUAAAUACAAUGUAAAUCUCUUUUCAAAAUGUUUUGUAAGUCAAGGUAUUUCUGUGAUAUCAGAAAUAUUUUGUACCUCAAAAAAUCAACUUAAAAUGAGUGUAUAACUUAAUGAACCUUUGCUCUUGUGACAAAUGAAUAAAUGAAUGGUCGCAUUAGGUAAUACAGUCAACAGGAUUGUACUCAAACUGCAAAAUGUAUACAGUACAU